GCCCCGGCCUCGCCUAGAUUGCACGGCCGGCCGAGGCUGGGGGCUGGGCCGCUAUCCCCCGCCCCCCCCGCGCGACAAUAAUACUAUUUAAUCGCUGUGCGUUGCCAGGGGCAACUCGCGUUAGAGUUUCGCGCCGGCGCAGCAGCGAGCCGGUCGGCAUAAAUAAAUAAAUAUAGAUAAAUCGCACCGAAACGCGAUUUUAACCACUUUAAAGUUUAGGGAUGGAAAAACGGAAUAGCCUAUUCCCACCGCGGGGCCUGGGGCGUGCCGCCCGGCAAAUUUUUUUUCUACGCGAUCCCCACGGUCCGAGAGCCAAAUCCCCCGCAAGCGAGCGUACGCAGACGGACGGACAGACAUACGGACAGACAAAAAAUGCCUUUUAUAGGUUAGAAGAAGAUAUGCAGGCUGUAUACUACUUAGGAUCAUAUUACACAAUGCGACUUCAUGUGUUAGAUCUCAUAAUCGAAUUAGACUUGCACCUGGAUGAGGUUGGGAUGGGUGACUACUUGUGUAAUAGAUAUCAUAGGCUAAUGUUUAACGAUGUGGCUGGAGAGGGCAGAAUGCCACGUACCUUUAUUGUUCUGUAUGUCCAUGCUCCCACGUCUAAACAAUCUACAUUAUGUCAACGUCCAUCCCUUGCUUUUCUUUCAAAGUGACACCAAAACCCCCGGUAGAGGAAAAGCCAACAAAGCCAGCUCCUGAAGAGAGUGGCGCUCCUCCUCCAGAGCCAACUGGAUCGAAGGACAAGACACCCCCACCUCCAACCUCCAGCAGCAAGGAGCCAGAACCAUCACCCCCAACUCCAGGCCCAGAAGACUGUACUCCAGGCUGGUCUGACUGGUACCAUGAGCAAUAUCCUGAUGAAGAAAAUGGCGGAGAUGAGGAAUCUUACCAGAAGGUCAUAGCCUCAGGGAAAGUGGUUUGUCUGCCUGACUCACCGGUGCAAAACAUUGAAUGCAAAGCCGAGAGAUUCCCCAAUACCCCAUGGCAGGAAUUGGGCCAGACAAUAACUUGUGACAAGAAUAAAGGACUGAAAUGUGUCAAUGAGGAUCAAGGAGGACUGCCAUGUUACAACUACAAGGUCAGAUUCUGCUGCUCCACAGCAGGUGGACCCCCUGCACCAACUCCAUCUAAAGCAAGCCCAGAACCAACUGCAUCGAAGGACAAGACACCCCCACCUCCAACCUCCGGCAUCAAUGAGCCAGAACCAUCACCUCCAGAAGGGCCAGUGACACCGAAACCCCCGGUAGAGGAAAAGCCAACAAAGCCAGCUCCUGAAAAGAGUGGCGCUCCUCCUCCAGAGCCAACUGGAUCGAAGGACAAGACACCCCCACCUCCAACCUCCAGCAGCAAGGAGCCAGAACCAUCACCCCCAACUCCAGGCCCAGAAGACUGUACUCCAGGCUGGUCUGACUGGUACCAUGAGCAAUAUCCUGAUGAAGAAAAUGGCGGAGAUGAGGAAUCUUACCAGAAGGUCAUAGCCUCAGGGAAAGUGGUUUGUCUGCCUGACUCACCGGUGCAAAACAUUGAAUGCAAAGCCGAGAGAUUCCCCAAUACCCCAUGGCAGGAAUUGGGCCAGACAAUAACUUGUGACAAGAAUAAAGGACUGAAAUGUGUCAAUGAGGAUCAAGGAGGACUGCCAUGUUACAACUACAAGGUCAGAUUCUGCUGCUCCACAGCAGGUGGACCCCCUGCACCAACUCCAUCUAAAGCAAGCCCAGAACCAACUGCAUCGAAGGACAAGACACCCCCACCUCCAACCUCCGGCAUCAAUGAGCCAGAACCAUCACCUCCAGAAGGGCCAGGUGUGUUCAUUUUGUAAGAUUAUAUAUAUACUAGCGGUAAGUACCCGGCGUAGCCCGGGUAAAAAAAUCUAUUUCAAAACUUCUCUUUAAAACCGUACAUUUACAUACACAGAUAGUAAGCUGUUAUGAAAGCCCUGUGGGCCGUUUGUCCAUUUCUCCACCAACGAAAUUAUAAGAAGCUUGCACAAGUCCAGAAAGUUAUAGAAAGUGGGGGGUAAAUAGUUUAUCUAAAAGGUUUCUGAAAAUUGUCGACCCCCCCCUCAAAAAUA
This is a messenger RNA of Petromyzon marinus (sea lamprey), 2074 nucleotides long. Lineage: Eukaryota; Metazoa; Chordata; Hyperoartia; Petromyzontiformes; Petromyzontidae. The record is from RefSeq and is a predicted model, not a curated record.